This is a messenger RNA of Triplophysa dalaica, 989 nucleotides long. RefSeq lists its product as uncharacterized. The transcript has a single exon. The record is from RefSeq and is a predicted model, not a curated record. Bases 14 to 880 code for a protein of 288 amino acids. Lineage: Eukaryota; Metazoa; Chordata; Actinopteri; Cypriniformes; Nemacheilidae.
UACCCGGUGAGUUAUGGCUUCUAUUCCUAUUGUUGUUACUUGCACCUCAUGUCAUAUGUUUAGCUUAGCCUUCUCUGUCAGCGGUGAGGGUUUUACAUGUGAUAAAUGCAGGGAAGUAGUUAGGCUGACAGAGAAGAUCUUAGAAUUAGAGUCUCGCAUCCAAUCUUUAUAUGAGGAUAGUAAGAGUGUUAGGACUGUAGAAAACACUUCGGAUGCGAGCAAUGUUAGCGCACACAGCUCGGUUCCGGUUGAAAAUCCCCUGCAGCUGGGAAACUUUGUGACGGUGAGACGGCAUAGUCGCAGGACAAAACAUCACUCAACCGUUCCGAAUAAAGUCUCGAACAGGUUUGCCCCGCUCAGUGACGCACCGACUGAGAAACCUGCUGAAAGUGCCCUAGUGAUCGGUGAUUCUAUUGUCCGGAACGUUAACAUAGAGACACCAGCCACCAUAGUCAAAUGUUUACCGGGAGCCAGAGCGCCUGACAUCAAGUCAAAUUUAAAUGUGCUGGCUCAGACUAAUCGUAAAUACAGUAAGAUUGUUAUUCACGUCGGCACAAAUGAUGUUAGACUCCGUCAAUCGGAGAUCACUAAAGAUAAUAUUAAAGAGGUGUGUGAGCUCGCAAAAACGAUGUCAGACACUGUAAUAUUCUCUGGCCCCCUCACUGCUUACCGUGGUGAUGAGAUUUAUAGCAGAUUAUCAUCACUAAAUGGCUGGUUGUCUGAGUGGUGCCUGCAGAAUAAUAUAGAUUUUAUAAAUAACUGGAAGAGUUUUGAGGGCAGACAUGACCUGUUGAAACGAGAUGGUCUCCAUCCCUCCUGGGAUGGGAUUUCCCUCCUCUCUAGAAAUUUGGCACACAGUCUUAAUAAUGCUAAAGUCUGACUACCUAGGGCCCAGGUCAGGAAGGAGACAGAAUGGCUUAACCAACUGUCUGCUUGCCGUCUCGCGUCACCGAAUACACAAAAUAUACAACAUGUAAAAAUCCCUUCUU